AUGCCUAAAGGCAUCUGGACACCUGGCAAUAUGUGGAAGUCUCUGGUCUGUAAGGACGUAGGGGUCAUCAAUACAAACUGGACACUAAAAUGCCUCAGAAACACAUCCGUCUGGAUCUUUGGGGACUCAAAUGCCAGGAUGACCUAUGACACUAUUCUUGAGCUAACAAAAUGUAACAAAACUGAAGGUGGAUACCCAUUUAGAGGGACAUGCACCAAGCCUGAGACUGGACUCACCAUAAAUGUUUUUUGCCACGAAGGACCGGCGUAUACAUACUCACAAAGAAAUGAAAAUUAUACCGGGAUUCCAAGUUUUAUUCAGAAGCUACCAAAAAACCAGAAACAUAUUCUCAUCAUUCAGUAUUACCUCCACUACACGGCUUCCCAUCUCGCUGUGCUGUCGUUACGUAUGAAAUCUCUGAGAGCCGCCAUAGAAAAACUGCUUGAAGAAAAUCCCAACGUCUUGAUAGGACUCAGAGGUCCUCACAUUGCUUCUUUAUAUUACAAUUACAAUCAUGCAAUUGGAGGGGAUCCUUUAGGACCCCAGUAUAUCCAUAUAAUACGAGAAAGGUUCAAAGGCUUAGAAGAUAAAGUCGUUUUCUUAGAUUUGUGGGAAAUGUCCAUUGGAAUAGAAAACUUUGAUUAUCAUCCACCACAGUAUGUAAACCGCGAGAUGUUCGAGUUCUUGUUGUCUUUUCAGUGUCAAUAG
Messenger RNA from Physella acuta, 708 nucleotides. Its product is annotated as NXPE family member 2-like. The record is from RefSeq and is a predicted model, not a curated record. NCBI's taxonomy places the organism in Eukaryota, Metazoa, Mollusca, Gastropoda, Physidae.